AUGGCGCACAGCGAGCCGACGCCCACGACGAGCAGCUCCCUGGGCGGCGAGGCCCCCCCCCGGGCGCAGCCCGUGGGGCCGCCCCUGGCCAGCGCGGCCGAGCGCGCGCGGCGGCAGCCGGCGAGCGGUGCGGGCAGGGGGGGCUCCGCCCCCGCGGGCUCCGAGCUCGUGCGGGCCGCGGACGAGGAGUGUCGAAGACGAGGCGCCACAUCAACCAGCGCAGGGACAUCGAUGGAGACUGAGGUCAAGGCCAGAUCCGCCAGCAGCGACUCCAGCCCCUGCGGGGGCGCGGCGUCGUCGGCGCAUGCCGGUACGUCGCUGGGCGAGGCCGUUGCCAAGUUGGUGGCUGAGGGCCGCGUCCAGCCACGGAAGCAGUCCACGAAGCUCUCGUUGUGA
This is a messenger RNA of Prorocentrum cordatum, 396 nucleotides long. The record is from the annotation of a GenBank genome assembly. NCBI's taxonomy places the organism in Eukaryota, Dinophyceae, Prorocentrales, Prorocentraceae.